CGGUGUGUAUAUUAAGAGCCCGUGCUGGAGCGCGGCUGCAUUUUGGGGGUCGGCACUCGCAGGGACUGCCGUGCAGAGAGGAGGGGACCGCGGAGCGCCGCACCGCAGUGAGUUCUCUUUCAGCUCUGCUAGCGCUGCAGCCCGGCUCCUCUCUCCCCUCGCUGCUUCUGAUCCUACUCUGCCCUCCCUAGGCUACCGCUACAGUGCCCGUGUGGGAGAGCCCAGCAUGCCACAGUACAAGCUCACCUACUUCAACCUGCGGGGACGAGCAGAGAUCAGCCGCUACCUCUUCGCCUAUUCGGGCAAGAAAUACGAAGACCACAGGAUAGAAGCAGCAGACUGGCCCAAAAUCAAGCCAACUAUCCCAUUUGGCAAACUCCCCAUUCUGGAAGUAGAUGGAGUUAUAAUUCAUCAGAGCCUGGCAAUAGCAAGAUAUCUUGCCAGAGAAGCAGGUCUGGCAGGCCAGACACCUGUGGAACAGGCCUUAGCUGAUGCCAUUGUGGACACCAUCGAUGAUUUCAUGACACUGUUCCCUUGGGCAGAGAAAAACCAGGACGUGAGAAAAAAAGCAUUUGAUGAUAUCCUCACCAACAAAGCACCUGAGCUACUGAAAGAUUUGGAUACUUUCUUAGGGGAUAAGAAGUGGCUAGUAGGGAAUUCUGUAACGUGGGCUGAUUUCUACUGGGAUGUGUGCAGUACGACACUUCUGUCCUGUAAAUCUGACCUGGCAGACAAAUACCCCAGGCUUUUGGCUCUCAGGGAGAGAGUGCAAGCACUUCCAGCUAUUGCAGCCUGGAUCCAGAAAAGGCCAAAGAGUGUAAUGUAGAUCAGCUGCUCAGAAAAACAAAUGCGCUUGUUUAGUUUUCAAUAUGACAAGCAUCCCAAGUUAUUAACUCCUGAAUCAAUUAAAUUAACUUCAGAUGGCUAUGCUGUAUCAAAUCAAAAUCUACUACUUGUAUCCACUUGCUAGAAAAUCUAAAACACUGAUUUAGUAGAGUAAUAAACACUGAUUCACUGAA
Messenger RNA from Pseudopodoces humilis (Tibetan ground-tit), 1019 nucleotides. It is a transcript of the gene HPGDS, whose product is annotated as hematopoietic prostaglandin D synthase. Gene Ontology annotation, molecular function: glutathione transferase activity. Lineage: Eukaryota; Metazoa; Chordata; Aves; Passeriformes; Paridae. Gene Ontology annotation, biological process: glutathione metabolic process. The record is from RefSeq and is a predicted model, not a curated record.